Syngnathus typhle (broad-nosed pipefish) is the source of this 2725-nucleotide messenger RNA. RefSeq names its product riboflavin transporter 2 (gene slc52a3-2a). The record is from RefSeq and is a predicted model, not a curated record. Gene Ontology annotation, biological process: riboflavin transport. Gene Ontology annotation, molecular function: riboflavin transmembrane transporter activity. Gene Ontology annotation, cellular component: plasma membrane. Bases 392 to 1699 code for a protein of 435 amino acids. The transcript has 4 exons. NCBI's taxonomy places the organism in Eukaryota, Metazoa, Chordata, Actinopteri, Syngnathiformes, Syngnathidae.
AAAAAUGGUUUUAUUAAAUUGUUCCAUAGUGUCUUUUUUGAGACAACUGAUUAGUUCACAAUGAAAAUAGUUUUUAACAGAUAAGAUAAGCCUUUUGAUUGACCUUCGAAAAGCUUUUAUCUCGGCCCAGCGAGCGUGCGCUCGGAACCACAAGGAAACAACGUAGCCGACUCUCACUGAGUCGGGUCGAAAACAGCGCUGGCAUGUGAUCCCACCCGGAAGGCGUCCCACGAAAACAAUGUGAUCGGCAACAUCAGCACGUGUCACGGCUGGAUGAGCGCAACACAUAACGCCACGCCCACUCUUGCCGAGGAGGCUUUUAUUCCCGGACUCGCGGCACCGCUCACUCGUUCCUGACAAUCCAUUCCCACUACUUAUAAGAAUCUCCGCCAUGUCCGCGCUCACCCACUUGCUGGCAUGCCUUUUCGGCAUGGGGUCCUGGGUGGCCAUCAACGGUCUGUGGGUGGAGCUUCCCGUGAUCCUCUCCCAGAUUCCAGAGGGCUGGUACCUGCCCUCGUACCUCUCAGUUCUCAUCCAGAUGGCCAACGUGGGGCCGCUCUUCGUCACCCUGAUGCACCGUUUCAGACCGGGAGUCCUUAGCGAGACGGCGGUGAUUUACGUCAUCGUCUCCUUGGGUGCGGCGGCCACUUUCCUGUUGGGUUUCUUCUGGAAGGAGACGGUGGUUGUGGCAGGGGCGCCUCGCAGCGUGGCCUUGCUCAGCCUCGCCUUCUUCCUCGCCACGGUGGACUGCACCUCCUCGGUGACCUUCCUUCCCUUCAUGAUGCGCCUCAAGCCCCAGUACCUGACAACUUACUAUAUCGGCGAGGGCGUGAGCGGCCUGCUGCCGGCGCUCGUGGCGCUCGUCCAGGGCGUCGGCGUGGUCCACUGCAUAGACGACGCCUCCAACCAAAACGCAACAGACAGUUUACCCACGUUGCGUGCUCAACGGCAGCCGGCUAACUUCUCAGCGGAGGUGUUCUUCUUCUUCCUGAGUGCCAUGAUGCUGCUGUGCCUGCUGGCCUUCCUUCUGCUCAACCAUCACCCCGCCGUUGCCAGGGAGAAGACCAAAAGCCAAUACGCCACUGAGGUCAAGGACAAGACCUGGGUGGCAAAAAGCGCCGCAACGGAGCCGCGCAGAGCCCCAAGACAGAAAAGUAGAUUUGGCCUCGGUACUUACAGCCGGAUGCAGGUGUUGUACAUCUUUGUAGUCCUGGCGUGGGCCAACGCUCUAACCAACGCGGUGCUUCCGUCGGUGCAGUCGUACUCUUGCAUACCGUACGGAAACACCGCCUACCACCUGUCUGCCACCAUGUCGGCGGCGGCCAACCCUCUGGCCUGCUUCGUUGCCACCUUUUUCCCUUUAAGAUCUUUGUGGCUGAUGGGGGCGCUCACAUUGGUGGGCAGCGGCGUGGGGGCUUUUAUAAUGAGCAUGGCUGCCCUGAGCCCGUGUCCUCUGCUCGUGAACGACACCUGGGGCGGCAUCGUCAUGGUGCUGGCGUGGAUCAUCUUCGUCCUCACUCUGUCCUACGUCAAGGUGAUCAUCGGUGUGAUCCUUCGUGACGAGGGCCAUAGCGCCCUCGUGUGGUGUGGGGCGGUGGUGCAGCUGGGCUCCCUGCUGGGCGCCAUCACCAUGUUCCCUAUGGUCAGCGUUUACAACCUUUUUGCAUCAGGCGACCCUUGCAACACCCGAUGUCCCUAAGCGACAUGGUAGUCUGUUUGUUUACAUGCUAACAAGAAUGUGUGAGAAUGAUUUGCACCCUCUCAUUAUAUUUAAACUCCUAAACUUACAGGUGUCAUGUAGUUGAAGUAAACGUGGAGGGUUCAUGUUUUGUACUGUUGACUUUUAAUGAUCUAGAAUGAUUUCCUUAUUUUUUUGUUUGUCUCUGUGUAAAAUAGCCUGAUGGGUUGAAAUGCUGCUGCUUUGGAAUGUUUGUAACUCCACUGAUGUGAAAAUUGUUUAAAAACAGGAUACAUUUCUGUCCAAGUUCAUCUGCAUAGUGCCAUGUUAAUUUUUUUCAAGAAAACAAUAAAUAAUUUAACGUGAUCUAGGUUUUUAAGGGAGGACAUGCAAAUAUACUUAUUUAUAUAAAUUGAUAUUUCCCAUACAUACAUACGUACAUACAUACAUUACAUUACAUUACCAUACAGACAUACAGUGCCUUGCGAAAGUAUUCGGCCCUCUUGAACCUUUCAACAUUUCGCGACAUGUCAGGCUUCAAACAUAAAGAUAUAAAAGUUUAAUUUUUUAUCAAGAAUCAACAAGUGGGACACAAUCGUGAAGUGGAACAAAAUUUAUUGGAUAAUUUAAACUUUUUUAACAAAUAAAAAACUGGAAAGUGGGGUGAAUUGCCUUCCUGUGCAUCAACGGAUCAGUCAGUGAAGGUGUUGCGUCUCCUGGUGUGAACUAUGUAAGCCAGAAUGUAGAUUUACGAUUUGCCAAGGAAAGAAAGAACCACUCACUGAAACACCACUUCUUUUAUGUACAUUUUCUCCAAGCUAACGGCUAACUUUAUUUCAUGAAAGGAUGCGCCGUUAUGCAACAACGGGGAUAUUUUGCUUCUCUUUGGGUAAUCUUGAUUUUAUAACACUUAGUAGUUUUUAAAUAAUGUGUAUGCAUAUAUAUGCCUAAAUAUUGUUAUCCAAUAUAUCGACUGCAAUUUCACAUUAGAUUGCUGGUUUGAAAUUUACUUUUAAUAUUAUUUUCAAAUAAACAUUUAUGUUAUAA